ACCGGGAGCCUAGAAAAGCGGAGCCGGGCGCCGAGGGCUUUGCCGGCCGACCAUGAAGAACCCGGUGCAGCAGGCAGCCUCGCUGCUGCUGGAGAAGCUUAUGAUGCUCCUCGUCCACGUCCGGCCCUUCCUCGCGGGCUCCGGCGGGGAGACAACGCCACCGCCCCCCGGCGACUACGACACCAGCUGCUUCAAACGGGGAGACCUUCUGGAGGUGCCUCGCACCCUCUUUAUUCACUUCGGCAUCUACCUGGGCGAGAACCGCGUCGCCCACUUGAUGCCCGACAUCCUGCCCUCCUUCACCGACGACCUCCGGCAGAUCCAGCAGGUGGUGACCAACAAGCGGCUUAUCCUGGGCGUCAUCGCCAGGACGGCCAGCGUCCGCGUGGACACGGUGGAGAACUUCGCCUACGGCGGCAGCAUCCUGGUCAACCACAUGGACCGGCUCUUCGAGGACCAGGUGCUGGGCAGCGAGGAGGCGGCGCGCCGGGCGGAGAAGCUGAUGGGCACCACGGCCUACAGCCUGCUCUGGAACAACUGCGAGCACUUCGUCACCUACUGCCGAUACGGAGCCCCGGUCAGCUUUCAGACCGACAAGUUCUGUGAGACUGUGAAGAUGAUUAUUCGGGACCAGAGGAGCGUGCUCGCGUCAGUGCUUGUGGGACUAGCGUCAAUAGUCUGCCUAGGUUUGGCACCCUCCACCACGCUCCCCACUAUCUUUAUUCCCUUCUUCCUGUGGAUGGCUGGCUGACAGCCUUCCUGGAGGCGUGCAACUGGCAUCUGUAUAUAGGAUGUAUACUACUGUAUUUAUGAAAGCACAGAUUACUCAUCGAUGUCGUGUAAAGUUUCUUAACCUUGUGCACCAUUUUAAAAUACAACUCUGUCUAGAACACAGUGCACAAGGCAUAGCUUACUGUGUAAGCCAAGUAACAGAUUUCCUGAAAAUCUUGGUAUAUUUUAACACACCUUUAAAUCGUUGAAAAAAGUAGGUUUGCAAUGCAGUUCUGUUCCUUGUCUUUAGCAAUAAGUGAUUCUGACUACAUCCUUCAGAUUCUUCAAUUUCUUAGCUGCAUACCUGGGUGCCAUAACUAUUAACAAAAAUGGAUGAUGGAGUUCCACAAAGUGAUGGAAAUGGGAAACAAGCUGCUUACCUCUUUCUUUUAUAAAUAUAGUAUAUAUUCAGAAAUUACUGUGUCCAUUCUUAAAAUACUCUUUAGUGGAAAUGCAAGUGAGUAAACUGACUCUUUUUGAUAGCAAAGAAGGAAAACCAACCUCUGUGCUGCAGGAGCACAUCUGGCUAGACUGGCUAAAGUAAUUUCCCUUCUGAGAAAUGUUCACAAAUCUGUCAGUUGUAUUAAUUGUGUAAAUGCUUGCUACAGUAUUGAACAACUUUUUAAUUGGGUUAGUGGUAAGGAAAUAUGGCAACUCCUUGCCAAUUUCCUUGCUGCUGAUAGUGGCUAGUGCGGCUAAUAUAAAUGGCGACAGAGGGAUUUAGGAGAUACAGGAAGAAACUGUCUUGCCAUAUGACAGCUAGUGACCUACAGAUGUUGGACAUUCCCAGUGUUCCAGAAAACAUGGCAGUGAGGAGGAGGACAGACACCAAUUUAAUUCCUGCCUUCCCUCAGCAGUGGAACCUGUGUGAGUGCCAUGAAGUAUCAGGGAUUAUCGGAGCAGUUUCUGUGGUGGCUAUAUUGUGAUUUUGUAUAUUGCCUUAAAACAAGAUGCUUCUCAGUAAAAGAUAACGUGUCUUUCUAUACUAAUUUCUUGUGAGUAAGUAUUCACUUGCAAGCCAACAGAUGGUGCUAAAAAUGUUUCAUCUUCAGUGUUGUGGCUUUUUGGUUUAUCAAGAAUGUGUAAAGUUGGAUUUGAAAUCAAGUUCAUGUAGCCAAUUGUUUAAAUGCCAAAAACCUUUGCUAUUUUUUUUUCUCAGUAAGGUCUUUUAUGUAUGCAGAGAAAUUGUUCAGCUCCUGGAAUGUCUUGUGUGCAUACAUGCACUUACUUGUUCACACACUGUGCUUGCCUUCCUUUCUUGUCAAGAGCCAAUACGACGGUGUCUUGACCAAGGACUGAACUUCAGAUAUACUUGUUUCUCUAAGUGGUGUGCAGUGUCCUGUUAUCAGCUCUGUUACUGAAAUGGCCACUUCCCAAAUUUUUACAGAGACUCACUUUAACUGUGCUAUAAACCCCUUCCUCCUUCCCCUAGACCUUACAGAUGCUUGAAGAUUAUAUUUUUGAACUGUGAGUCUACUUGGCUACUCUCUAAUCAUUGUCUUCUGGCUGCUUCACUAUAAGUGACAAAGAAUGUAAAGAUUGGGGUGAAAUUCCAGCUCGUAGGAAACAGCAGCAUGACUGCUGCUGCCAUCAAGUGAGAGGGGAUUUCAGCCCAGCUUUCAGUACACAUUCAAUCUGCAGCCCAGCUCCAAGCAGCUGGAUAUCAAUUACUGCUGGAUCCUUGUAAACAACUUCUGUUCUGCUUUCAAAGAUUACAAUGCUCAGUGUAACUGUUUCUGGUAAACUUUUGAAAUUGAGGUGUUUUUUAAUUAACAGGAAUUACUUUUUCAUAGUGUGCAUUAGUGAUAUUUACAUAAACUCUAGUUUGUUGGGUUUUUUUACUUGCUGUGCAUAAGGUAUGAACUGUAGUCAUUACUGUAAUUAUAUAAAUAGAUUUUAUUCAGUUACAAAGUCUACUAGCCUCUUGAUAUUUAGUAUAGGGCUGUAGCAUUACUGUAAGAUAUCCCAGUAGGGCACUGAACAGGCCAUUAACAUGCAGUUACAUGGUGUCUGAUUACAGGUGGGCUUUUCUUUACCCUUUAUUUAAUUGGGAUUUAUAAAAAUUCCAGUAAUUCUUACGAUUUACAUAUACAAUAAACAACGGGGUCAUGACCAGUAACCAAACUACAAGUGGGACUGUUGGAAGGCAGAGAAAUGUUCCUGCUCUAGCUUCAGUAUCAAAGGACCAGUGCUCCUCCACUGCUAAUGCUGUUGAGCAAAAAUCAUCCAGAGUGACUAAAUUGGGAUUUUCAUAGGUGUCUAUGAAAUAAAUGAAAGCAGUUCCUUGCAGGCUUACAGCUGUAUAAUAGAGAAUGUUCCUUCAACGUGUAAAGUUUUAAACUUAUGAAAUGCUAUGAAAUAGUCUAGAAUGUCUCGCGGUAUCCUUUCAUCAAAGACAAAUAAUAAUGUGGGCAUAGGAACAGAAAUUCAGCUGCAUGUUUAGGCAUUUUUCCUACCAACUAUAAUUCUAGCAAAGAUCUGGAAAUUUUGUUAAAGUCAGGCAUGAGUCAAAUCAGUCAUAUUCUGAGGGGAAAAACAAGACUAGCAGGCAUGAAUUGUCCUGUCCAGCUCAGUGGGUGGUGGUUGUGCUCUGAAAUAUUUUGGUAAAUGUCAGUAUCAACUUUUUUCUGUAAUUACUUGAGUAAAAAUAAGCACUUGCCCUAGCUGGAGCAUUGCAUUUCAGACUUGAGCUCAACUGUGAUGCAAUUGAAAUGAAGGGGCCAGUUAUAAUAAAAACACAGAAAACUGUGAAGUAGUUCAGCUGUUGGGGAAAUGUGUGCGAUUAGACGUGAAAUUGUUCAUUGGUAACUGUAAGUGAUGACGAUGGGAAGUGUAAAUCUAGAGCUGCAGCUCAUUUUAGUGGUGGGGCUGUUUUGACAAGCUGUGUGGUUAAACCAGAAUACGUAAUGGAGGAGUAUAACCAUCACCCUUGUGCCACUGGGAAAGGCAAGUAGCGAAGACAUGCAGUUUAAAGGAUAGAUGUCUCACUUCAGGCUUUCCAAAGAAAACAAAAACAAAGUGAGCAUUCACAAGGCUCAAAAUGUUUUUACAAAACUUGUUUUUAAAAGAAAAAAAAAAGUAAGUUGCUAAAUGAAGGCAUUAGAACAGUGUGCUUUCUCUUUUUCUAUUUGCAUUUAUUUUAGCUUGGAACAUAAAUGAUUACUCAUAUUUUGGUGAACAAUCAUCUGCUGCUUGAUUUCACCUUUCCAUCCUCCUGUGCUGAAGGAGAAUGCUACAUAUAAAUGCCAUUGAGGCUUUUAAUGAAAACAAAAUCAUAGCAAUACUUGUUAAAGUCUGAGGGGGUGGGGAACAGGGAAUUAAACUGCUGUGUGACUUGACAUCAUCCAGACAGGUUUUAGAAAGCAAACUGCAGCAAGAAGAAACAUCAUAACUGUGAUCUCUAGAAAUGAUAUGGUGCUGUAUUAUUUAUUGCAUGUUCUCACAUUAAAUAAAGCGUCACACAUCACUGAAUGAUACAGAACUGUGUUAGGCAGUCAUUAGUUGGCAUCUCCUUUAUCCACAGAAAUUUAAAAAAAAGUUUUUUAGUCACCUCGGGUGACUCUAGGAGCCAUUUGCUCACUAUGCUUUUUCGGACCUGAUUCAUCCGAGUACUUAACUGCCGUGAAUGGGCUUACUGAUGGGAAGUGAAGAUAUAAAAGCUAAGUAGUUUUGGGGCUCUUUGCUGUAGUGCAUGGCAGUCUUCUGUCAGCCUUACAGAAAUCUUUCAGAGCACUGUGCUAGUAGAAUAAACAAUCUCCUCUGCUAUAGAAAUAGAUCAUAAAAAGGAUUUGAGGCUAUUUUGGCAUAAUUUCCUAAAAAAUUAUUCUUAUAUGUUCUAUGAUUUAGCUUCACUUCUGAAGUCAAGAGAACAUUUAGGAUGUGGUCCCGAGUGCUCAGAUACUGUGGGAGAAGGGGGGCAAGUGGUGAGAUCUUUAGGUAGUUUAAAUCAGAAUUACAUAGAUUGCAGUACCACAGUUCUGUCUGUCACAAAACUGGGGAUUUAGGUUUACUGUUUCCGUGUCUCACAGGGUAGAAAACUUCCCUUAGAUGUUCUGUAGCUUUCCUCAUUUACAAGGGAACUUCACUUAGCGCUGUGGCUUUGUUUCAGUAGUUGCUUCUUCUGUAUAGUGUAUCUGUGAACUGGAAAACAGUCAGUGGAUGCUCUGUGGUCAUGCGAUUUGGAACAAAUCAGCUGCAUAGUCUCCUACAACUACAUCACAACACCUACAAGUAGAUGCUUGGUCUGAACAAAGCAGUGGAAGUAUGGGAGGCAGACAGCAUAGGUUUAUUUUACUUGCAAGGGCAGGGUAUAUUAAGUGUGGUGUAGUGGGUUUCUGUGUCUAGGUUUGGUAGCAGAGGGGCCAUAGGGGUGGCUUCUGUUAGAAGCUGCUAGAAGCUUCCCCUGCCUGGUGGAGCCAAUACCAGCCAGCUCCAGGAUGGACUUCCUGCUGCU
This is a messenger RNA of Lepidothrix coronata (blue-crowned manakin), 5224 nucleotides long. It is a transcript of the gene LRAT, whose product is annotated as lecithin retinol acyltransferase (phosphatidylcholine--retinol O-acyltransferase). The transcript has 2 exons. Gene Ontology annotation, molecular function: phosphatidylcholine-retinol O-acyltransferase activity. The record is from RefSeq and is a predicted model, not a curated record. Gene Ontology annotation, biological process: retinol metabolic process. The coding region runs from base 53 to 751 and encodes 232 amino acids. NCBI's taxonomy places the organism in Eukaryota, Metazoa, Chordata, Aves, Passeriformes, Pipridae.